AUGUGCAAAAGUGAAGCUUCGAACAUCUUGGGAGUUUCAAAAGGUGGUAUAAGUACUGAGAAAGAUCCUACUUGGUGGAAUGAGGAAGUCAAAGAAGCUGUUAAAAUCAAGAGAGAACUCUUCAAACUUUGGCAGCUCACGAAACUGGACGUGGACAAGAUGGAGUACAUAAAAGCUAAAAAGUCAGCAAAACAAAAGGUGGCACAGUCGAUUGCUAAUUCAAAAGAACAAUUUUAUCGUAGACUUGAGGACGCCAAAACGGAUGUUGAAGUAUUCAGAAUCGCGAAACAACGGCACAAGACCUCACUGGACAUAAAACGUAGCUGGUAUGAAAUACCAGCUGACCUAUGGAAGAAGAUGGGUCCUAUAGGAUGGGAAUGGCUGGCACGACUGUUUAAUGUGAUUUUAGCGACUACUAAGAUACCGAAUUCUUGGCGACAGAGUUUUCUUAUACCUUUCUUUAAAAACAAAGGCGAUGUAAGUGUGUGUGGAAAUUACCGUGGAAUUAAACUUACCUCACACACUUUGAAAGUCUGGGAAAGGAUUAUAAACAAUCGCCUCAUAACUCUGGUGGAUGUGUCGGUAAACCAGUUUGGCUUCACUGCUACCAGAAUGCCGAUCAAGACCAAAGGCAAAGUGUAUAAAACGGAAAUAAGACCUGCCUUAACAUAUGGUGCUGAGUGCUGGGCGCUGAAAAAGGUGCACGAACAAAAAGUCCAUACCAACGAAAUGAGGAUGCUGAGAUGGGCUGCGGGUGUAACUAGACUUGAUAAAGUGCGUAACGAGCACAUCAGAGGAAGUUUCAAAAUAGCGCCCAUCACUGAGAAACUCUCCGAACAGAGGCUGAGGUGGUAUGGACAUAUUAUGAGGCGUGGCGAUGACCAUGUCGUGAAAAAGGCACUGGCCCUUCAGGAAACCAAAAGAGGACCAGGGCGCCGGCCUGCUACUUGGUGGUCUACCGUGUCAAAGGAUUUAGAACGAGCCCAAUUAAAUCCACAGACAACCCAGGACAGACGGUCCUGGCGCAUGAGAACGAGGAGAGCCGACCCC
Molecule: messenger RNA, 1050 nt
Organism: Cydia strobilella
Lineage: Eukaryota; Metazoa; Arthropoda; Insecta; Lepidoptera; Tortricidae
Exons: 3
Source: RefSeq, a predicted model, not a curated record